This is a messenger RNA of Passer montanus (Eurasian tree sparrow), 1350 nucleotides long. It is a transcript of the gene KASH5, whose product is annotated as KASH domain containing 5. Gene Ontology annotation, biological process: spindle localization; telomere localization; spindle assembly. Gene Ontology annotation, molecular function: dynein complex binding. NCBI's taxonomy places the organism in Eukaryota, Metazoa, Chordata, Aves, Passeriformes, Passeridae. The coding region runs from base 1 to 1215 and encodes 404 amino acids. Gene Ontology annotation, cellular component: meiotic spindle pole; nuclear outer membrane; chromosome, telomeric region. The transcript has 13 exons. The record is from RefSeq and is a predicted model, not a curated record.
AUGGCUGCGGAAGCUCCGUGCGCCGCCGUCCCGCCGCCAGCCUCAGCCCCCGCCGACAGCGGCUGCUCGGACGAGUUCGCCCUGGGCUGCACCUUCGCUGCCUGCGACCCCGAGCGCACAGGGCUGGUGCAGCCGCAGCGCGUGGUGGAGUACGUGGCGGCCAUGACGGGGCACGACGGGCAGGACGGGCGGCUGCGGGCGCUGCGGCGGGCGCUGGACCCCGCCUCUGAGGCCUCCGUGCCCUCAGGGCUGGUGCAGCCGCAGCGCGUGGUGGAGUACGUGGCGGCCAUGACGGGGCACGACGGGCAGGACGGGCGGCUGCGGGCGCUGCGGCGGGCGCUGGACCCCGCGGCCGCGGGCGCGGCGCUGGACUGGGCCGCCUUCCGCAGCGCCAUGGGCGCCUGGAUCGCGGCGUGCCGGCAGGACGGGGCCGAGGAGCAGGAUGUGGGCGCUGGAGCAGCGCCGGCAGAGGAUGAGGGACAGGCGUCCCCGGCAGCCGCCGAGCCCCAGGGUGACAACGCGGACGCCACCAGCCCCGCCGAGGCGGCGGGGCUGCGGAGCCGUGCCCGGCAGCUGGCGGCCCAGAACGCCAAACUGCAGCGGGAUGCCGAGCUGGCCGAGGAGCUCAACGCCCGCCUGGCCGAGGAGAUCGCGCAGCUCCAGGCGCAGCUGCGAAGCAGCCGGCAGGCGCUGGAGCAGGCCAGGGUGGCCGUGGAGGAGCUGGACGACGUGAAGGCCGUGGUGAAGCGGCUGGAGGAGGACAACACCGAGCUGCGGCGGCAGGCACGGCACGCGGAGAAGGAGCAGCGCAGCCUGUGCUCCCGGGCAGAGGGUCUGCAGGAGGAGAACCAGCGGCUGCUCGCCGAGGGCCAGGGCCUGCGGGAGCAGAUCCAGGCGCAGGCGGCUCGCAUGGCCAGCCUGGAGGCCCAGCUCUGCCGCGGCACCGCCCUGCUGUCUGCCCGGGACGCAGCCCUGGCCCAGGCGGGGCAGAGGGCGCAGGAGCUGACGGCAGCGCUGGAGGAGUACGAGCGCAUGGUGCAGGAACUGCGGCUGGAGACGACGCGGCUGCGGCAGCAGCUGGGCCGGAUGCGGGACGCCUGGGCCAUGCGCCCCUGGUGCCCCCGCGGCCAGCCGGACACCACGGCCACGGCCACAGCGAGCCCGGUAAGAGGGGUCACGGGGGGGACCACCCUGCAGGGCCCCCUCGGCCACUGACCCACAGGCCGUGCCCAGGGGAGCGGGGACAAGGAGGAGGAGGAGGAGGAGGACACGGGGACGGCGCUGUGCGGAGGAGGAGGAGGAGGAAGCCUGGAGGGGAGCAGCGAGGAGCUGGCCGCGCAGGCGCCGCGC